CACCAAGCGUACCGGGAGGAGGGAUCGGAAGCACGAAAUUCAGUCCUCCUAGAGAGGCGACUCCCAACUGGUCAUUCAAGUACGGCGACGGCCAUGUCGCGCAGUGUUUUAAGGUGCCCUCGAUCCCUAGCAGCGGGCUCCGCCGGUCUGAGGAAUGCCGUUCUCAGCACCGCCAGCGCUAGUACCACCGGGUCAAGGAUGAGAAGCGCCUCGGACAGCUUGCUACUUCGACCGCUUCGCAGCAAUCGGGAGUCCCGGCGGCAGCGAUGGACCGCGGCAAGCAACGGCGGCGCUCUGGCCCGGCCACGAACGCUUCAUCCAACGGGGUUUCCGAAUCGAAGAGCUUCGAGCGUCAUCGAUAGCGACAUCGAUGAGGAUGAUGAUUCGGUGGCGGCAGGGGCACGAGGCACGAAAGGAGCUCCAGCUGCCGCCGGCCCCGGCCCCGGCUCCGGCUGCGGAACAAGGUACGCGGAAGGACCUAGCACUAGGAUGAACCUGUUCACGGCCGUGAAUGCUGGGCUUCGCACGGCGAUGGAGACCGAUGAAACCGCGAUAGUGUUUGGAGAAGACGUGGCCUUCGGAGGCGUGUUCCGCUGCACGGGCGGCCUCAAGGAGCAGUUCGGGCCUGACCGCGUGUUCGACAGCACCCUCUGCGAACAGGGCAUCGCGGGGUUUGCGAUCGGAUACGCCUCGAUGGGCAAGACUGCUAUCGCCGAGAUUCAGUUCGCAGACUACAUUUUUCCGGCCUUUGAUCAGAUUGUAAACGAAGCUGCCAAGUUUCGGUACCGCUCGGGCAACCAGUUCAACUGCGGAGGGCUCACCAUCCGUGCCCCGUGCGGUGCCGUGGGCCACGGAGGGCACUACCACUCGCAAUCUCCUGAGAGCUAUUUCGCGCACACGCCGGGACUCAAGGUGGUUAUGCCCAGAAACGCGACGGAGGCGAAGGGCUUGCUGCUGGCCUCGGUGAGGGAGCCGGAUCCGGUAAUAUUCUUCGAGCCGAAGAUCCUCUACCGCACCAGCGUCGAGGACGUGCCUGACGGCGACUACGAGGUGCCACUAGGGGUGGCGGACGUGAUGAGGGAGGGGACCGACGUGACCUUGGUCGGAUGGGGGGCCCAGCUACGAGUGAUGUCCCAAGCGUGCGAAGACGCGGAGAAGGAGGGCAUCAGCUGCGAGCUAAUCGACCUCCGCACGAUUCUUCCGUGGGACUUCGACACGGUGAGCCGUUCGGUCAAGAAGACGGGGAGGCUAGUGGUAUCCCACGAGGCGCCAAGGACCGGGGGCUUUGCGGCCGAAGUUGCCGCGGAUAUGCAGGAGCGAUGUUUUCUACACCUGGAAGCACCGGUGCAACGGGUGUGCGGGUACGACACCCCCUUCCCCCUCGUGUUCGAGAAGUUCUAUGUGCCCGGCCGGUUCAAGGUCCUCGACGCUAUCCGUGACGCCGUGAACUACUAAGAAUGUAGAGGGCUGCAACAGGUGUAUUUGUUGUUGCUGGACUCUGGGAAGAUCAGCUUGUAAAUUUUAGGAUUUAGGUGAGGCUCUUGUGCUUGGAUCCCGCCCUCACGGGCGACACUGGUAGAGUCAUGAUAUGUAUGUCGUACAAAACGUACAUACAUGUAGUGAGUGUGGCCAUCAAAUGCGAUGCCACCGUCAUCGAGGAGAAUGUUUAGCAUGCCUGGGCUUGUACAACGUUUAUGGGGUUUCUACAUGAACGAGGGUAGUGCAAGCAUUUUAUGUGAUUCAAAAGUACGUCCGGUUUACACACUGUAAACAUCAAUGUCGGGCGUGGGCCAACGCAGCCCCCUGUGCAUCGCGAAGCAACAAAGUACCACCGUCGUGAAACGGCGGGGUCCUGUUACCGAUUGCAACGGUCGUGCCCACAUGCCAGUAAAGCAGAAGGAGAAUGAUGGGCAGCUGGGAAGUGCGCGCCAUGUGAAGCUUCUCUUGCAUGAAGGAAAUGUUUCAAGGCACAUGCAAGAUUUCGUGGGGCGGGUGGAUGUCGUGGUGUUACAAAGGAGGUGGCAGGUGGUAGUGUGUACGUAAACAAGUGUCGCCGUAACAACUGCCGCCGGCUGCUCAACUGCCGCAUCAAUCUCACGACCCCGU
Ectocarpus sp. CCAP 1310/34 is the source of this 2106-nucleotide messenger RNA. The record is from the annotation of a GenBank genome assembly. NCBI's taxonomy places the organism in Eukaryota, Phaeophyceae, Ectocarpales, Ectocarpaceae.